Molecule: messenger RNA, 1644 nt
Organism: Asparagus officinalis (garden asparagus)
Lineage: Eukaryota; Viridiplantae; Streptophyta; Magnoliopsida; Asparagales; Asparagaceae
Product: pyruvate dehydrogenase E1 component subunit beta-like
Exons: 4
Coding region: 181-1368 (395 amino acids)
Biological process (GO): pyruvate decarboxylation to acetyl-CoA
Molecular function (GO): pyruvate dehydrogenase (acetyl-transferring) activity
Source: RefSeq, a predicted model, not a curated record
AACACGGUGGUCCGUGAGCACAAUCGCCACCUGUCCCCAGAUCGAUUUUAUCGAAGCCCCGGAACCUCGCUCUCUCCGCCAAGACUCUUGGACGCCGACCCUCAACUGCUUUCUCCUCUCCCUCCUUUAUAAUCUCUCUCUCUCUCCUCCCUCUCAUCGCUUUCUCUCUCUAAAAAAACAAUGGCAAUGGCUCUUCAAACCUCGGCCAUCGCCUCCGCCUCCCUCAACCCCGCCGCCUCCAACAAACUCCGGAUCGGAUCCAUCACCGGACCUCCCUCAGGGUGGAGGAGGAGCGUUCUGGUCGUCAGAUCUGAUGCUAGGCAGCGGGGAUGCGGCUUGAUUAGCAACGCAGUUGCAGAGAAGGCCGCUGCGGCUGCGACCUCGAAACCUGGCCACGAGCUUCUGUUAUUCGAGGCUCUAAGAGAAGGUCUUGAGGAAGAGAUGGAGCGAGAUGCUAAAGUAUGUGUUAUGGGCGAAGAUGUUGGCCACUACGGUGGCUCCUACAAGGUGACCAAAGGCUUGGCCACAAAGUACGGAGAUCUCAGAGUCCUCGAUACUCCAAUAGCUGAGAACUCAUUCACUGGCAUGGCCAUUGGCGCAGCAGCCUCCGCUGGUCUAAGGCCAGUCAUCGAGGGCAUGAACAUGGGUUUCCUAUUGCUAGCCUACAACCAAAUCUCCAACAACUGUGGCAUGCUCCAUUAUACCUCCGGUGGCCAGUUCACCAUCCCGGUUGUUAUCAGGGGUCCUGGUGGUGUUGGGCGUCAGCUUGGUGCCGAGCACUCUCAGCGUCUCGAAUCCUACUUCCAGUCCAUCCCUGGCCUCCAGAUGGUCGCAUGUUCGACCCCUUACAAUGCCAAGGGUCUCAUGAAAGCAGCCAUCCGGAGUGAAAACCCUGUAGUCCUCUUUGAACACGUGCUCCUCUACAAUCUCAAAGAAAGAAUCCCUGACGAAGAGUACAUCUGUUCUUUAGAGGAGGCAGAAAUGGUGAGGCCCGGAGAGCACGUAACCAUCCUCACAUACUCUAGAAUGAGGUAUCAUGUUAUGCAAGCAGCAAAAACUUUGGUUAACAAAGGGUACGAUCCUGAGGUUAUUGACAUCCGAUCUCUAAAGCCAUUUGAUUUAUAUACCAUCGGGAACUCCAUCAAAAAGACGCACAGGGUGCUUAUAGUCGAGGAGUGUAUGAGAACGGGUGGGAUCGGGGCAAGCUUGAGGUCUGCGAUCAUUGACAAUUUCUGGGAUUAUUUGGAUGCUCCGGUGAUGUGUUUGUCGUCGCAGGAUGUGCCCACGCCGUAUGCUGGCACACUGGAAGAGUGGACUGUGGUCCAGCCGCCACAAAUUGUGGCCGCCGUUGAGCAGAUCUGCAAGUAGGUUUGGUGGAGUUGUGAUGUUCUUGAUUGAAUGGAAUUAUGAUGUUUAUUGAUUUUAGAGGUUUUAGGGUUGAAAGAUUUAAAUAACGUUUUACUGUUUUGUAUGGCAGUUGGAAAAUUUUGUGUGUUAUUAAAGUUUUUGUUGUGAUAAUUAUGAACAUGGAGGUUGAAAACUUUCAUCUUGUAUUCUUGUGGGCGGGUAAGGUUUCUAAUUAGGAUGUUGAAACUAUUUUUAUAUGAAAAGUCUGAUAAGGUUUUAGGGCUGGUGAUUGUUCUU